AAAACUAAGCUUUUGAAGUUUCAAGUUUCUUCCUUCUACAUCAAAGAAACCUUUUUUUUUUUUUGGGGGGGGGAUUUUGGUUUUUGGUUUUGGAGUAUAAGAAAAUAAAAAAGGGAAAAUGGGGAGUGGUUCAUCACCAUGUGCGUCCUGCAAACUGCUAAGGCGGCGAUGCGCAAAGGACUGCAUCUUUGCGCCUUACUUCCCUUCGGAUGAUCCUCACAAGUUCGCCAUUGUUCACAAAGUCUUCGGUGCCAGCAAUGUUAGCAAAAUGUUGCAGGAGCUACCGGUUCAGCAGAGAGCAGAUGCGGUAAGUAGUUUAGUAUACGAAGCAAAUGCAAGAGUGAGGGACCCUGUAUACGGAUGCGUUGGGGCCAUAUCCUACCUUCAAAACCAAGUGUCGCAAUUGCAGAUGCAGCUGGCGGUGGCUCAGACCGAGAUACUUUGCAUUCAAAUGCAGCACCACCAGGAUGACUCGGCCUUGGCCUUGCCUACUCAAAUGCAACACCAUGAUGAUGAUGAUUACAAGCCUUUCCUUUUACCCACUACUCAUAACUUAGAUAACAUCUCCCAAUACAUCAAUUUCGCUUCUUCUAGCAAUGUAAUCCAAGACCCUGCUGCAACUGUCAAGAGAGAGUCCCUUUGGACUUAAAUAAAUAAAGUUAGCUCCUUUUGCCUUUCUAAAAUGAAA
Messenger RNA from Gossypium arboreum, 688 nucleotides. RefSeq names its product LOB domain-containing protein 12-like. The transcript has 2 exons. The record is from RefSeq and is a predicted model, not a curated record. Lineage: Eukaryota; Viridiplantae; Streptophyta; Magnoliopsida; Malvales; Malvaceae. The coding region runs from base 119 to 649 and encodes 176 amino acids.